Molecule: messenger RNA, 945 nt
Organism: Punctularia strigosozonata HHB-11173 SS5
Lineage: Eukaryota; Fungi; Basidiomycota; Agaricomycetes; Corticiales; Punctulariaceae
Product: carbon-nitrogen hydrolase
Exons: 4
Coding region: 1-945 (314 amino acids)
Molecular function (GO): catalytic activity
Source: RefSeq, a predicted model, not a curated record
AUGCCCAACGUUCUCCGUGCCUCCGUCGUGCAGACCUGCACAGCAAGCUUUCACCUUGAUGAAACACUUCUGAAGCUUGAGCGACUUGCUCGCAUUGCCAAGGAACGCGACGGCUCCCAGCUGGCCGUUUUCCCUGAAGCAUUUGUCGGCGGAUACCCGAAGAUGAGCACGUUUGGUGUCGUCGUGGGGGAGCGUUCCGAUGCUGGGCGAGACGAGUUUGUUCGCUAUCACAAUGCUGCGGUAGACAUCCCUGGGCCCACAAUAUCGAAAAUUGAAAGCAUCAGUGCGGAGGUCGAUAUUUUCCUCGUGAUCGGGGUUAUCGAGCGCGAUGGAGGGACCCUAUACUGCACAGUCGUCUUCAUCGACCCCAAAGAUGGUUUUGUGGCAAAGCACAGGAAACUACAGCCCACAGCCAUGGAGCGAGUCAUCUGGGGCCAAGGGGGUCCCGAUACUCUGGCAGUCGUAGAGAAGAAUUUUGACACGUCGAAUGAGUGGAAGAAGUUGAAAAUCACGGCGUCAAUAUGCUGGCAAAACUACAUGCCCCUACUGCGCACAUUUUACUACUCGCGAGGGACCCAUAUAUAUUGCGCCCCCACUGUCGAUGCGAGGCCACAGUGGCAGCACACGAUGGUUCAUAUCGCGUUGGAAGGACGGUGUUUUGUCCUCUCAGCUUGCCAAUUUUCACAGGAAAAGGACUUUCCUGCGGACCACGCUGUUAGAGAUCCCUCAAAAAGGGACCCCGAAAACAUCAUGAUUGGGGGAGGGUCAGUCAUUGUCUCAGCAUUAGGAGAAGUGCUUGCAGGCCCGCUGUGGGGGGAGGAAGGUGUCUUGACAGCGGAACUUGACCUUGACGACAUAGUGCGCGGCAAGUUUGAUAUGGACUGCGUUGGUCAUUAUGCGAGACCAGAUGGUGACUGCAUAUCCCUCUGCUCGAAUACUUACUGA